Messenger RNA from Salvia miltiorrhiza (redroot sage), 1880 nucleotides. RefSeq lists its product as uncharacterized. Bases 146 to 1237 code for a protein of 363 amino acids. Lineage: Eukaryota; Viridiplantae; Streptophyta; Magnoliopsida; Lamiales; Lamiaceae. The record is from RefSeq and is a predicted model, not a curated record. The transcript is spliced from 3 exons.
UAAACGUAAGAAAGUAGACGUCACGCAGGAGUUGAUUUGGGCAUUGGGCAAUGGCUGCAUCCAAGUCUUGGUGGGAGUAGAUGAGUCGCUCCGCAUAUAUAUAGCCAUACCCAUACUACUGAUUUUCCAUCUUGCUCUUAAAACAAUGGGAAAUUGGAACCGGAGAUAUAUGCCCAGAAGGAGGAAGCCUAGGCACUACGACUAUGACUAUGAAGAUCCACCUCCAUCUCCCCCAACACCCUAUUCUUCUGGACUUGCUAACAAUAGGGUGCCGUCAUGGGAAAUAGACUAUUGCCAUUCUUGUAAAGUCCCCUGGAAUAAGGUGUUGGCAUCCAAAAAGUAUAUAUACAGUUAUCCUAGUGUGCUGAAUUGGGAUGGUUCUGCUGGUAAAGAAGCAUUGGAGAAAGCAAAACAACGAUUCUGGGCCAAGAUCAAUGGCCUUCUCUGUGAUGACCCUUUGCCAGACCCAGACAUGUACAUUGGUGAGAUUGAUUGGAACCCACAUAUAGAUCAUGAGCUGAUGGAAGAUCUAGAUCUCCAAGUUUUUAAUCAAGAUGAAGCAGAGAAGAUAGAACAGCUGGGUACCAUUAAUGAAGAGUUUGAUAACAACCAAUACACUAGUGAUAACCCAUGGGAAAGAGAUCAGGUGCUAGGUACUGGAAAUUUAAAAGAAGAGAAUGGUUGGGGUAGGUGGGAUGAUACAUUACAGAGAAAUGAUGACCCAUGGGAGCAAAGUUGCCGGAAACUUGCUGGUUCUUCGAAGGAUAAUGCUUGGGGGAGUAAAAAUGAGCCUUGGGAUUGGCCCAAGGGGCUUGACAAUACUAGGUCAUCUUCCUUUGUUGAUCAUGGAUGUGGCAAGUCUUGGAAUUGUAAUGAGAAAACUGUGGCCAUAAGAGAGGAUGGACGGGGACGUGGAUGGGGACAGGGGCAAAGAGAAAAUAAUUCUUGGGGUUGGGGUCCGGGGAAUAACAAUGCUACAGGAGUGACAUCAUUUGAAAAUAACAAUUCUAUGGGCUCAAAAGAGAGAGAUUGGAGGGACAACAGGAAUGUGUCUUGGGGCAUGCGGGAUGCAGAAUACCAAGAUAAUGAAGCCAAGCAUUGGGAUCCAAAUUUUAGGCGGGGUGGACGGUUCUCUAGGGGCGGUGGCCGAAAGAGAGAAAGUUCUGUACAACACACGUCAAAAUAUAAGAGCUCCAGAUAUCUUGGUGACUCCUAUGGAUAUGGUCAUCAGAUGUGAAGAUUUCAGGAACUUGGUUAACUUUAUGUUGUAAAGUUCUUAAAAAGUGUAAUUGCUUCGAGGAAGUUACGUUUUCAGCGCAACUUUUUGCCAAUAGUGCAGAUCUAUUAUUAAUUUUACUAGGAAAAUACUUUAGCGAUUUUGGUGAGCAACCAUUGGUUUGGUUGUUUUUUGAGGUUUUGGAGGAUGCAAACAUUUAUUAAGGAUCCGCAGAUUAUAUAUACAACCUGUCUAAGGGAUGGACCUUUUGUUAAAAGCCAGUCUGGUAGAGAAGCAGGGAAUUAGCUGUGACGGUCAACAGGCUGUAGCAGUAUCACCUCUAGCUGCGCGCUGGUCUUUUUGAGAUUUGUAAAAUAUGGACUUCCGAAGAUUUUGAUGCUUAUGAUAGACCGACAUAUGAUUUGGUCGAGGACGAGCAGUAUCUUAGACGCCUAGUAAGUUUGCUGUCGGGUCCUUAAGAAACUUGUGCUAUUUUGCAUACUGGGAAAAUAGAAUGUAAGAAUCAUCUUAUAGAAAGAGAAACAGAUUUUUUGUUUCAAGUGACUGACUUGAAAUCCAAUCAGUGAAGAGAGACUUAAUUGUACUUUUCCUAUUGGUAUUGUUUUUGUGAUCUCAUUAGAUUGUCUAAAUAUUUGAUUGUGAA